Erpetoichthys calabaricus (reedfish) is the source of this 2714-nucleotide messenger RNA. Its product is annotated as collagen alpha-3(VI) chain-like. NCBI's taxonomy places the organism in Eukaryota, Metazoa, Chordata, Cladistia, Polypteriformes, Polypteridae. The record is from RefSeq and is a predicted model, not a curated record. The transcript has 5 exons. Bases 432 to 2273 code for a protein of 613 amino acids.
UGUUAAUCCUGCUGACUGGUGGCUGAUCCGACGAUGACCUUGGCGUCUCAGCAGCUGCUUUAAAACGACUUGGGGUGGUGCCUUUUGGUAUUGGGACAAGAAAUGCUGAUAAUCUUGAGCUGCAAACCGUCUCCUAUGAUCCCAGCUACGUUUUGUCUGUCAAUGACUUUGGUGAGCUGCCAAAUAUUCAACAGCAGCUUUUCUCGUUUGUGAAUAGGAUUACCAGGCAGAGACCACCGCUGUUAACGACGCCUGUAGUUGAAAGUGACGCCGGCAGGAGGGACAUUGUGUUUCUGCUUGAUGGUUCAGAAAACACUAGAAAUUCAUUCCCUGCCAUCCAGGAAUUUGUUAAAACCGUGGCAGAAAAAUUUGACGUUGGGACAAAGAAAGCUCAGAUCUCUGUUGUAUAGUACAGUGAUGACCCCGAGGCGAUGUUUUAUGUAAAUUCCCAUCCGACCCAAGAAAGUGUCCUUCGUGCAAUAGCUAGUCUGCAACACAAAGACGGCCGAGCUUUAAAUACUGGCAAAGCCCUCCAGUUUGUGAAGGAGAAUGUCUUUAUUACGCCCUCUGGCAGCAGACAUCUUGAGGGCGUCCCUCAGUUUUUAGUUGUUAUAGCUGGUGGCAGGUCAAGCGAUGACAUUCAGGAUCCGAUAAGAGCUCUGAAACAGUCCGGGGUUGUGCCUUUUGGCAUUGGCACUGUCAACACUGACACGCUGGAGCUGCAGUCUUUGUCUUACACCCCAGGCUUUGCCUUUUCUGUGGCUGAAUUCUUGGAUCUUCCAAAAAUCGGGCAGCAGUUGUCAUCACUGAUUGCAAGAGUUAAUGUCCCGAGGGAGUUAGAAACGCCAGCUGCCAAAGAAGUCGACCCCAUCAAAAGGGAUGUUGUGUUUCUUCUCGAUGGCUCUGACGAUGCUAGCAAUACAUUUGCGGCAGUUCGGGACUUUGUUUUAAGUGUCGUACAAAGCCUUGAUGUGGCUGAAAACCAAGACCGAGUGGCUGUUGUUCAGUACAGCAAUACUCCAGCCGCGGACUUCCACUUAAACUCCUACUCGACAAAGGAGAGCGUGCUAAAGGCAGUGAGGAAUCUGAAAGCCAAAGGCGGGACGCCCCACUACACUGGAGCAGCACUGCAGUAUGUGAAGGACAAUCUCUUCACUCCUUCAGCUGGCAGCAGACAUCUAGAGGGGGUCCCACAAAUUCUGGUUGUGCUCGCCAGUGAAAGGUCAAGAGAUGCCAUAAGAGGCCCUGCCGCUGCCCUGAAAAGACAGGGAGUUGUGACCUUUGGCAUCGGGACCCGCGAUGCUAAUAUUCUCGAGAUGCAAACUCUCUCCACUGAGCCCAGUAACGCUUUCACUGUCUCUGACUUUGGGGACCUGCCGAACAUUCAGCAGCAGCUUCUGAUCAAAGUCGCCAGACAAACUGCGCCGGACUCGUCGGCGGUGCCAGUGGCAUCAGAAGGAGCCAAAAGAGACAUUGUGUUUUUAAUGGAUGGAUCUGAGGAGAACAAAAGCAGAUUCCCUGCAUUGCGUGAAUUUGUGAUGAAGAUGGUGGAGAAUCUGCUUGUGGCGGGAGACGAGGACCGUGUAGCAGUGGUUCAGUUCAGUGAUGUAGCUGAGCCGGCUUUCUACCUGAACACCUACUUAAGAAAGGAGGACAUUCUAAAGGUUGUGCAAGGCCUCCGGCCCAAAGGGGGCAGUCCCCGCAAUACUGGCGCAGCACUGCACUUUGUAAAGGACAAUGUCUUUGUCCCAUCUGCUGGGAGUCGGCUCCGGGAAGCCGUACCCCAGAUUCUCAUUCUGUUGACGUCUGGAAGGUCAGAAGAUGACAUCCGAGCUUCGGCAGAUGCCCUUAAGCAAUUGGGAGUGGUGUCUUUGACAGUUGGAAACAGCAAUGCAGACACCCUUGAACUGCAGAUGGUUGCAUUUGAACCUUUGCAUGUUUUCUUGCUUCCUGAUUUUGACCAUCUUCCAAGAAUCCAGCAGCGGCUCUUGACUUUUGUAAGAGGAGUUGUUGGGCAGGAACGAGCAGAAGUGCCGACAGUCUUGGUUGACAGAGAGGGUACCAAACGAGACAUCGUCUUUCUGCUUGAUGCCUCUGAUGACACCACCGAUGGAUUCCCCUUAUUGCGUGAAUUUCUAGUGAAAAUCGUGGAACGUCUUGACAUGGAUGGCAAUAAAGAUCGAGUAGCUGUGAUUCAAUGUAGCAACGAACCAGUAACCAGCUUCUAUCUUAACACAUAUUUAAUGAAACCGGAUGUCCCCUCGAUGCCAUAAGAGCGUUAAGACACCUUGGGGGCCGACUUCGCAAUGCUGGUAGAGCUCUAGUGUUUGUAAAGAAAAACAUCUUUGUACCUUCAGCUGGCAGCAGACACCUUGAUGGAGUCCCACAGGUUUUAAUGUAUGUGUCUGGCGGAAGAUCUGGUGACGAUGUUAGAGCAGCAGUGACUGCUCUGAAGCAGCAGGGAGUCGUGCCAUUUAGUGUUGGAACAAGCGACGCGGAUACGCUUGAGCUGCAGAUGGUCUCCUAUGAUCCUAGCUUUGCCCUGUCGGUGCCAGGCUUUGAUCGACUCGAUUCUGUUCAGCAGCAGUUAUUGUCCAGACUGAAAAGAGUGGACAGGCUGAGAGCCCCUGAGCCCCCCGUCUUAGGUAAGAAUUGCAUUCACCAGCCCUGAAUGUGCCUCUUUACUUCUUGGUUUUUAAAGUCGCCAUUUGCUU